UUUACAUUGAGAUAUUGUGUUUCGUUAUUUCGAAAAGAACUGGUGAUAGAGCUGUGGUAGCCAACUCCAAAGGGACAUGCAUGAAUCGGUGUUCAUGUUAAAGAAAGUGUGUAGCCUAUACUUUACCAGAUUCAUACCAAUAUCACUAAACAUGACCCCCAUGUAUGCCUUGCUUCUCAACUAAUCUUUUCCCUCCAACUAAAACCAUAUCCGAUUCAUAUCUCCCCCACAGGACAUCACUCCUGCCUAGCGUAUUCUAUUUGCUCCAGCUCAAGCUGGAACUUCUAGUUUCGAGUUAGUUUUCCAUAUAUAGGACCACACCCUGCUUGCUUCAUUUCAAGGAAAAGAGGCGGCUGCGCAGCUCCCCCUCACGAAUGCGCACUAAGUAACUUAGGUGACGGAGACAGAGAGAGAUGGAGAAUGGAGAGAGAGCUCAGGGAACUUUUGCAAGGAAGAAGGCCGGUCCUGGGAAAGCCACCAUCUUGGCCCUUGGCAAGGCUUUUCCUAACCAGCUUGUCAUGCAGGAGUUUCUGGUUGAUGGGUAUUUCAGGAACACCAACUGUGAUGAUCCUGACCUCAAACAGAAGCUGACUCGUCUAUGCAAAACAACCACAGUCAAAACGAGGUAUGUGGUCAUGUCCGAAGAGAUCCUCGAGAAGUAUCCAGAGCUUGCCAUGGAAGGCCUCCCCACGGUAAAGCAAAGGCUAGAUAUCUGCAAUGAGGCAGUGACGGAGAUGGCCAUCGAGGCUUCGCAAGCUUGCAUCAAGAAGUGGGGCAGACCCGUCUCGGACAUUACCCACUUGGUCUAUGUCUCGUCUAGUGAAGCACGUCUGCCAGGUGGAGACCUGUAUCUCGCGAAGGGGCUCAGGCUCAGCCCAGAAACCCGCCGGGUCAUGCUCUACUUCGUUGGCUGUUCUGGAGGUGUCGCCGGACUUCGGGUAGCAAAGGAUAUAGCAGAAAACAAUCCCGGUAGCCGGGUUUUGCUCGCUACGUCGGAAACUACCAUUAUUGGGUACAAGCCACCGAGCGCUGAGAGGCCAUAUGAUCUCGUUGGGGUUGCAUUAUUUGGCGAUGGUGCUGGAGCAAUGAUAAUUGGGGCUGACCCGGAUUUAAGCAUCGAGAAGCCUCUCUUCGAACUUAAUACGGCCAUUCAGCAUUUCUUACCAGAUACCGAAAAGAUUAUAGACGGGAGGUUGACAGAAGAGGGAAUAAGCUUUAAACUGGCAAGAGAGCUUCCUCAGAUCAUUGAAGAUAACAUCGAAGGCUUCUGCACAAAGUUGAUGGAACCUAUUGGCUUAUCCAACGAAGACUAUAACAAAAUCUUCUGGGCAGUCCACCCAGGUGGACCGGCAAUCUUGAAUCGACUUGAGAAGAGACUCAACUUGUUGCCAGAGAAAUUAAGUGCGAGUAGGCAAGCUUUAAAGGACUAUGGGAAUGCCAGUAGCAAUACCAUUGUGUACGUUCUUGAUUAUAUGCUGAAAGAGAGCACGAAGAUGAAAAAGGAAGACCAAAGCCCUGAUGAGUUAGGCUUGAUUCUGGCGUUUGGACCUGGGGUUACAUUUGAAGGUAUUCUUGCGAGGAACCUCACUGUUUGAGUAAAACCCAGAGCCCCCCUAGUCGUGGACACUCAUAUCCUCAUAAAUUACGUAUAGAAUUCAUCUUAGCAGUUUCAUCGGCCAGACAGGUUUUCAUGAGAAAUGAUAGCUUUUAUUUGAGAUACACAAAGAAGGUUGUGUCUUCAGACAAAUUAAAAGAUUGCAUUUUCCAGAUUCAA
This is a messenger RNA of Syzygium oleosum, 1774 nucleotides long. Its product is annotated as type III polyketide synthase B. Gene Ontology annotation, molecular function: acyltransferase activity, transferring groups other than amino-acyl groups. Bases 414 to 1595 code for a protein of 393 amino acids. The record is from RefSeq and is a predicted model, not a curated record. The transcript has 2 exons. Lineage: Eukaryota; Viridiplantae; Streptophyta; Magnoliopsida; Myrtales; Myrtaceae. Gene Ontology annotation, biological process: polyketide biosynthetic process.